GAAACGCCCGCUCUUGUCCAAUGAUAUUAGAGCAGCAGCCGCUGGGGGCGGGGCUUCAGACAAUCCGCCGGCCGGCUAGAGUAACGUGUACUUGCAGCACGCCGAGACUUGAUCUAGUUCGUCUGAAAUGGGUCGCCGUAAGUCCAAGAGAAAGCCUCCCCCGAAGAAGAAGAUGACGGGGGACCUGGACACGCAGUUCACCUGCCCCUUCUGCAACCACGAGAAGUCCUGUGACGUCAAAAUGGAAAGAAGCAGGAACACGGGGGUGAUAUCGUGCACCGUCUGCUUGGAGGAGUUUCAGACUCCCAUCACCUAUCUGUCGGAGCCGGUGGACGUGUACAGCGACUGGAUAGACGCCUGCGAGACGGCCAACCAGUAGCCGGCGCUGCAGCCGGCUGCAUCUCAGGGAGGCGGAGCGGACGAGCGGACGAGCGUUGUUGCUGGCGGGUCGAUGCCACGUGGAUCAAGCCGGGUCACGGAGCAUAAUUGAAACAUUCAAUUAUGUUUCUUCACAGGUUUUAUGGUCGCUUGAGAUUUACGGCCCCGUAAAGAAAACAGCAGCUUCGCUUAUGAGUCCUCGGCAAACGUAUUCCUGUCAGUUUUUUCCUCUUACUGUGUAAGGUUUCAGCCCACAACUUUCUAUUUGACUUCAAGAGAUGGAUUAUGUAAUUUGUUCUUUUCAGGGCACCCUGAUUUAUCACACGCAUCCAGCAGGACUCUUGUUUCUAGAUGUCUGUAUGAGUCAUAGGUCAUUCACUUUAAGAUGUUUGUGCUUAAUAGUUUUAGUUUUAAUGGAUAUUAAAAAGUCUUAAAAGCGACUCUUAGUUUUUAGGCGAGACCCCUGGGGCCAGAUGAAUAAAUAACGCAUUCUUUCUACCAGCAAGUCACGACUCAUUCCCUUAUUUUAGCCUUAAAUGUAUAAAGACACUCCCUUAUUUACCAGUUAUCACGGAAAAGGAGCUUCUUUUCUUUGUCUUCUGGAAUGAUGUGGACAAAAACGUUAGUUCUGAAUUUGAAACCGUCAAAUCUUUAAGUUCAGUGAUGAGGAAUGAGAAGAUGAAAUGAUAGAGCUUUAAAUUUAACUAGAUAACAGGUUCAGCGGCAUCGAAGUUAUAAAAGUAGCACCACAAUCCUGAUAUUCUGCUAAUUACGGACAUUGGAGAACGCGUAUUCUGCGUAUUUAUUAACCCUGGUUAGCGUUUAAGUCGGUGGGGAAACGUGUGAGAAAGGCUUACACCUUGAAUAAAACCAAGGCACAAUAACGCAUUCUUUCUACCAGCAAAUCACGACUCAUUCCCUUAUUUUAGCCCUAAAUGUAAAGAGACACUCCCUUAUUUACCAGUUAUCACGGAAAAGGAGCUUCUUUUCUUUUCUUUGUCCGUCUUCUGGAAUGAUGUGGACAAAAUAAUUUGAAACCGACAAAUCUUUAAGUUCAGUGAAGAUGAAAUGAUGGAGCUUUAAAUUUAACAUCGGAGUUAUAAAAGUAGGACCACAAUCCUGAUAUUCUGCUAAUUACGGACAUUAGAGAACGGAGGCGUGGCUGGUGUUUACGAGGCGGACACUCCACCUAGGAACAGCACGCCAUCGUCUGCAUAUUUAUCAACCCUGGUUAGCGUAAAGUCGGGGGGGAAAGGUGUGAGAAAGGCUUUCACCUUGAAUAAAACCAAGGCACAAUAACGCAUUUCUUUCUACCAGCAAAUCACGACUCAUUCCCUUAUUUUAGCCCUAAAUGUAAAGAGACACUCCCUUAUUUACCAGUUAUCACGGAAAAGGAGCUUCUUUUCUUUUCUUUGUCUUCUGGAAUGAUGUGGACAAAAAUGUCAGUUCUGAAUUUGAAACCGUCAAAUCUUUAAGUUCAGUGAUGAGGAAUGAGAAGAUGAAAUGAUAGAGCUUUAAAUUUAACAUCGGAGUUAUAAAAGUAGGAUCACAAUCCUGAUAUUCUGUUAAUUACGGACAUUGGAGAACGCAGACGGAGGCGUGGCUGGCGUUUACGAGGCGGAUUCUCGCCGUCGUCUCCACCUAGGAACAGCACGCCAUCGUCUGCAUAUUUAUCAACCCUGGUUAGCGUUAAGUCGGGGGGGAAAGGUGUGUGUGGCAGGGUGGAGGAGCUGCAGCCACUCAGGCUGACGGGACACAGGUGUGGCCCGUCAGCCUCUCCACCCUGCCACAGUGUGAGAAACGCUUGCGCCUUGAAUAAAACCAAGGCACAAUAACGCGUUCUUUCUACCAGCAAAUCACGACUCAUUCCCUUAUUUUAGCCCUAAAUGUAGAGAGACACUCCCUUAUUUACCAGUUAUCACCGAAAAGGAGCUUCUUUUCUUUUCUUUGUCCGUCUUCUGGAAUGAUGUGGAAAAAAAUGUUAGUUCUGAAUUUGAAACCGUCAAAUCUUUAAGUUCAGUGAUGAGGAAUGAAAAGAUGAAAUGAUAGAGCUUUAAAUUUAACACCGGAGUUAUAAAAGUAGGACCACAAUCCUGAUAUUCUGCUAAUUACAGACAUUGGAGAACGCAGACGGAGGUGUGGCUGGCGCCGUCUCCACCUAGGAACAGCACGCCAUCGUCUGCAUAUUUAAUAACCCUGGUUAGCGUUUAAGUCGGGGGGAAAGGUGUGAGAAAGGCUUUCACCUUGAAUAAAACCAAGGCACAAUAACGCAUUCUUUCUACCAGCAAAUCACGACUCAUUCCCUUAUUUUAGCCCUAAAUGUAGAGAGACACUUCCUUAUUUACCAGUUAUCACGGAAAAGGAGCUUCUUUCCUUUGUCCGUUUUCCGGAAUGAUGUGGACAAAAACGUUAGUUCUGAAUUUGAAACUGUCAAAUCUUUAAGUUCAGUGAUGAGGAAUGAGAAGAUGAAAUGAUAGAGCUUUAAAUUUAACAUCGGAGUUAUAAAAGUAGGACCACAAUCCUGAUAUUCUGCUAAUUACGGACAUUGGAGAACGCAGAAGUGGUUGGCGUUUACAAGGCGGGCGCCUCGUAGGAACAGCACGCCAUCGUCUGCAUAUUUAUUAACCCUGGUUAGCGUUUAAGUCGGUGGGGAAAGGUGUGAGAAAGGACUUUCACCUUGAAUAAAACCAAGGCACAAUAACGCAUUCUUUCUACCAGCAAAUCACGACUCAUUCCCUUAUUUUAGCCCUAAAUGAAAGACACUCCCUUAUUUACCAGUUAUCACGGAAAAGAAGCUUCUUUUCUUUCUCCGUCUUCCGGAAUGAUGUGGACAAAAACGUUAGUUCUGAAUUUGAAACUGUCAAAUCUUUAAGUUCAGUGAUGAGGAAUGAAAAGAUGAAAUGAUAGAGCUUUAAAUUUAACAUCGGAGUUAUAAAAGUAGGACCACAAUCCUGAUAUUCUGCUAAUUACGGACAUUGGAGAACGCAGACGGAGGUGUGGCUGGCGCUGUCUCCACCUAGGAACAGCACGCCAUCGUCUGCAUAUUUAUCAACCCUGGUUAGCGUUAAGUCGGUAGGGAAAGGUGUGAGAAAGGACUCGUGUGUGCAGGUAGUUUAUGCAUCUGGCCCCGGACAAAGAGCCCGACCAUCCUGGGGUUUAAUUAGUCGCCCGGAGAAACCAGAGCUGGACGUUGACGCGGUUCCUGUCGGAACUCUGACUUUAGUUUCCUCAUCUCUUAGAAAUAAAUACUGGGAUGGAUCCGAGUCUUUCCUGUUCACUUCCACCUCUCCUUAUCCUCCCAAAGACUCGCGUGUCGGGGCCUCGCUCCGUCACGUGGAAAGAUUUCCGCCUCGCUGCUACGGUUAUUGAUUCUCUCCCUCAGCCGAUCGUGUGUAUCCUCCCCGAGAAACAAAAGCAAGACUUCUCCAAGUGGAAUAAAUGAUCUCUGAUGAGC
Molecule: messenger RNA, 3832 nt
Organism: Cololabis saira (Pacific saury)
Lineage: Eukaryota; Metazoa; Chordata; Actinopteri; Beloniformes; Belonidae
Gene: elof1
Product: elongation factor 1
Exons: 4
Coding region: 128-379 (83 amino acids)
Biological process (GO): transcription elongation by RNA polymerase II
Cellular component (GO): transcription elongation factor complex
Molecular function (GO): RNA polymerase II complex binding
Source: RefSeq, a predicted model, not a curated record